This is a messenger RNA of Lachnellula hyalina, 1428 nucleotides long. It is a transcript of the gene march5, whose product is annotated as E3 ubiquitin-protein ligase. The annotation marks the transcript as partial. NCBI's taxonomy places the organism in Eukaryota, Fungi, Ascomycota, Leotiomycetes, Helotiales, Lachnaceae. The record is from RefSeq and is a predicted model, not a curated record. The transcript has 2 exons. Gene Ontology annotation, molecular function: zinc ion binding.
AUGUCCUCCCCUGAUCGCGGUACCAGCAGCCGCCCCGAGAGUCCACAUCGUUCCAGCUCUCAACAGCCUUCGCCGACUGAAGACGAUGAUAUCCGCAGGUGCUGGAUCUGCCAGCAAGACGAAACCGAGGACGGCGCACCCUCUAUUUGGCUUAGACCUUGCCCAUGUUCCCUUGUCGCCCAUGAAGAAUGCCUUCUCGAAUGGAUUGCCGACGAAGAACAGCCCAAGUCCGGAGAACUUGCAGUUGCACAUCAAAUAAAGUGUCCGCAGUGCAAGGCAGACAUCAGGAUAGACCGGCCUCGGGACCUGAUAGUGGGACUCUAUGAUAGAAUACAAGGCUUUGCUAGGGCUCUCAUUCUACCAUCUGCAGUCAGCGCUGUGGUGGGCUGUACCUAUUCUGGGUUUUUUGUCUACGGUCUUAAUACAAUCAUCGUUGUUUUCGGACCGGAAAAAGCAGGACAAAUACUACUAUCAGCUAUGAAGACUCCAAGCCGCUUUAAUACCACAUCUUGGCCAAGAUUAGUUCGAGAUGUACUCCACAUAGCAGAGCGUGGAUUACUUGCCAGUGAUCCAUUUAUCCCUGGGGCUUACACAUCCUGGAGACUGGGCGUUGGUUUACCAUUAAUUGGACCCACGUUGAUACUCUUAAGAACGAGGGUAUCAGAGUUGUUUUUCCCCCUCCUCGCUCCUAUCUAUUUUAUCCAACCCUCAAAUCAGGAUGUUUUCAAUUGGCCCCCGACCCCGGGUCUGACAUUUGCAACAAUACCAUAUCUUCGCGUCGCCUACUCUAGACUCUACCGAUACGCCUUUGCAGACUUGGAGAAGAAAUGGGAUCUAGCGGUCCAGCGAGCACCACGAGAAGGAGAAACUGCUGAACAGAUUGCUCAGGAUAGAAUGAACGGUGAUGCAGCAGACGGACAAGGCAAUGCUAUAAUCGAAAUUGAAAUCGGCGAGGGGAUUUUUGGCGAUGCACAACCUCCUCCCAAUCCACAACGCGUAGAUGCCGCUCAACUUGCGGAUGCACAUGCUGGACGAAUGAGAGAUUUUGCACUUCGACGGGCAGAGGGGGGAGAAGCAGAUUUGCCACCCAAUGAUGCGCCGGUACAGAAUCCCCAAGUCAAUCGGAAUUGGCAGCGAGACAUCAACCUCGCCGAUGUAGCUACCACAGCCAUAGGCGCGUUGGCAUUUCCUGUUAUUUCAUCCCUCAUGGGCGACGUUCUCAAUUUCGUAUUACCGGCUAAGUUGGUCGGCCGAGGCUUCUAUAUGAAAAUCGGGCCGAAAGGACUAUUGAAGGAGAGAUGGGGACGAACCAUAAUUGGUGGGUGUCUAUUCGUGGUGUUGAAGGAUGUGGUGACCCUGUAUUGCAAGUGGAAGAAGGCAAGGGAUUUCGGGAAGAGGAAAAUCAUUGAGUAUGUGAAGCCUGGCGAG